Molecule: messenger RNA, 678 nt
Organism: Pediculus humanus corporis (human body louse)
Lineage: Eukaryota; Metazoa; Arthropoda; Insecta; Psocodea; Pediculidae
Exons: 3
Coding region: 1-678 (225 amino acids)
Source: RefSeq, a predicted model, not a curated record
AUGACGUUAUAUCAUUUCGGAAAUUGUUUAGCUUUAGUUUACGUUCCAUACUACCUGACAUACAAAUUUUCCGGACUGUCGGAGUAUGGAACUUUUUGGAAAUGUGUUCAAUCAGGAAUGAUGUAUAUGUUAACGCAACUUUGUAAAAUGAUGGUUCUCGCCACUUUUUUCCCGACUUUAGACUCAACCGGUUGUACCUUGUUUGAGUUUUGCAAAAUAAGUGUAGACUUUGCUGAUUUAGUAGGAUUGUAUCUCGUUUUGUCUAGAAUACCCGGCAAAGGUCAUGCUAAGGUACUUACAGCAGGUAUAGGAUGGGCAGGUGCAGAAAUUAUUUUAACAAGAUGCAUUUUAUUGUGGAUAGGAGCUAGAGGUCAAGAAUUCCAUUGGAAAUACAUUCAAAAGUGUUUUGAAUCAAAUAUUAGUUUAAUGCAACAUAUAACAACAGCAACAUUGGUGUGGCUAUGGACGAGACACGAUUUAAAAAAAACCUUUGUGCCUGCUGUGUUAAUGCUUUUGGGACUUUGUGUAUAUAAACCAUUUGUUUUAGAUUUCUUUAUAAUAAUGCUUGAUAUUGGUCCUUGGACUACUUUAAUUCUUAAAGCUGCAUUCACAUUAAUUAUUAGUGUUGCAUCCCUACAGAUAUAUGCUGGAUUAGCCCAUUCAAUUGGUAUUUUUUAA